AUGGACGAGUGGCGCUGCCGGAGGCACCCGCCGCUGCCCGGCGGCGGCGUGUGCCCGCACUGCCUCCGCGACCGCCUCCUCCGCCUGUGCCCCGACUGCGCCUGCCCGCGGCCCUGCGCCUGCUCCCCUUCCUGCGCGUCGUCCCCUUCCUCCUCGUCCUCCGGCGCCAGCGCGCUCGGCCGGGUCCACAGCCUCAUUGAGCGGGAGCACCGGGUCGCGCGCUCGCGCUCCGUCGCCGCGCACGGAGCCGUCGGCGUCGGCGGCGACCAGCGGCGGCCCAAGUCCGGGGUGUGGGGCUGGGUGUCGUUCCGGAAGCCGCCGCCACCGCCAGCCGCGGCCGCGGGGUGCAGGGACGUGGAGCAGGAGUACGACGACGCGGUGGCAUUGGCGAGGUCGAGGUCGGUGUCAACGACAGCGGCGGCGGCGGCAGUCCCGGAGGUCAAGGGGGCGCCUAAUAAGGCGGCACGGUGGGGGAGGCUCAUCCCAGGGAAGAUCAAGGCGAUGCGGAGCCGGAAGCCCCGCCCCGCCGGCGAUUGGCGGGACAGCGUGAGAUGA
Miscanthus lutarioriparius is the source of this 555-nucleotide messenger RNA. The record is from the annotation of a GenBank genome assembly. NCBI's taxonomy places the organism in Eukaryota, Viridiplantae, Streptophyta, Magnoliopsida, Poales, Poaceae.